AUGCCAGAUCAUCAUGAAGUCACCGACAGUUCAGAUUGGCUCCCGACCCCUCUCGCGCCACUUGCGCAACUCGAGUCGUCUUUGCGCUGUCAAGUAUGCAAGGACUUUUUUACUACGCCGAUGAUCACCAGCUGCUCCCAUACCUUCUGCAGUCUGUGUAUCCGGAGACAUCUGUCACAGGAAGGAAAAUGUCCUGCGUGUCGAGAGCUGGACCAGGAGAUCAAACUCCGGAGGAAUUGGGUGGUUGAGGAAUUGGUGACCAACUUCGCAAAGGAGAGAUCGGGACUACUUCAACUCGCGCAUCAGGUGGGACAGGCGAGGCAAGAGGCCGCAAAUGUGGUUGAUUCAGAAAGACCAUCCAAGAGACGGAGAAUAGCAGACACCAAGAUGGUGGUCAAUGGAAACGGGAAUGGAGUCGAAAGACGAAGUACUCGAAGUCAGAGCAAAGCAGCCAUUUCGGCGAGUCAACAGAGUGCUCGCUCGACGGACGAGGUUAUGGACAGUGAAGAUGAAGGAAGUCUAUACGAAGAGCCACAAACACAAAACCUACGAUCUACUAUGCCCUCAACCUCAUCAUCUCUCCCCUCCUCGCGACAACCAAACGAUGGCAAAGUCGCAUGCCCAUGUUGCGGCAGACGCAUGAAGGAGACCCAGAUCAACUCCCACCUAGACAAAUGCAUAGCCGGCGAGAGUCACAGCCCCAUUGAUGAAACAACAUCCCCUCCACCACCACCAACAUCAGCCAAUCACCCUAUCACCAAACCAGCAGCUUCAACCGCCUUCUCCUCCUCCAAACCCGUCAUCCACCAAGCCCGACUCCCCUUCAUCAACUACACAUUACUCACCGACAACGCAUUACGCAAAAAACUCAAGGACCUUGGAAUACCCGCGCACGGUUCAAAAGACCUAAUGCGCAGAAGACACACCGAAUGGGUGAAUUUAUGGAACGCCAAUUGCGACAGUAGCAAUCCCCUAUCAAAAAGGCAAUUACUACAGGAUCUUCGCGUGUGGGAAGAUACUCUUGGACGACAGAUUGAAAGAGCUCCGCCCAGCGGGUUUAUGAGUAAAGAUUUUGAUCGAGACCGACAUGUCAAGACUCAAAAGGAUAAUUUUGACGAGUUGAUUCGGCAGGCGAGGGCGAAGAUGACCAAAAGCGCCCAAACAACGACAACAGCAGCAGCAUCAAACUCUGCAGGGGACGGCGAUGAUGAUGAUGUAGGUGAUGAGAAAAGGGAUAUGAAUGACCAGGAUCAGGAUCAGGAGAAACUUCAAACCGCACAGGUUCAGAACAAUGCUGAAUUCGAGGACUCACGUCCUUCUAAACCGGCACCGGAAUCCAGCGACCCCUUGCAAUCUUCUUCCGCCUUUCAUGCAGAACCAACACAGCUACCCCCAUCCAACCCAGCCACGUUACCACAGUCAUCACACAUAUCCAUCCCACCUCAUCAACCACAUCAACCUCACCAACCCCUUCCCACACACCAGUCAAUCGACCUGACCACCUCACCUAGUAAACCCACCGUCUCAAACCAAGUACCGCCAUCAUCAUCAUCAUCAACCUUUCCUCCUCAACCCCCCACUCACAACAACUACACCCACCAACAUGACCUGACAUGACGGAUAUCACGAGAUCAAUCAAUUAAAUAUAACCUAGGUUUCGCAUAGUGCUUAAUGGCAGUACA
This is a messenger RNA of Exophiala mesophila, 1682 nucleotides long. RefSeq names its product DNA repair protein rad18. Bases 1 to 1617 code for a protein of 538 amino acids. Gene Ontology annotation, molecular function: single-stranded DNA binding; ubiquitin protein ligase activity. Gene Ontology annotation, cellular component: nucleus; Rad6-Rad18 complex. The record is from RefSeq and is a predicted model, not a curated record. The transcript has a single exon. NCBI's taxonomy places the organism in Eukaryota, Fungi, Ascomycota, Eurotiomycetes, Chaetothyriales, Herpotrichiellaceae. Gene Ontology annotation, biological process: protein monoubiquitination; DNA damage tolerance.